This is a messenger RNA of Dunckerocampus dactyliophorus (ringed pipefish), 4285 nucleotides long. It is a transcript of the gene ccdc174, whose product is annotated as coiled-coil domain containing 174. Gene Ontology annotation, cellular component: nucleus. The coding region runs from base 118 to 1821 and encodes 567 amino acids. The record is from RefSeq and is a predicted model, not a curated record. The transcript is spliced from 11 exons. NCBI's taxonomy places the organism in Eukaryota, Metazoa, Chordata, Actinopteri, Syngnathiformes, Syngnathidae.
AUAGCAGCAUUGCCAACAAGCAAAACCGUAGAAGAAGUUCAAAGGCCGUCACUUAACAUGUACAGUUACGAGUCUACGACAACUGUGUGCUAAUUGUACUAAACAAAAGAUUUAAAAAUGGAUAAAAAGAAGAAACCGUUUGACGUGACUGCCUCCUCGCUUGUGGACCUUAAAGCCGAACUGUACAGAAAGCAGGAGCAAUUCAAACAGGAGCGACUUGGGCAAGAACAUUCCGGCGCUGCAUUUAAACCCAAACCCAAAGUUAAGAAACCAAACGUUUGGACCAAGCAAAAUUCGGGUGUUUCUGCAAGAGCUGACAAGGAUGCAGAGCAGCUGGCCGAGGAGCAGAGAAGCAUUGACAAUGCAAAGAGCAAGCUCGAGGAGAAAGCCAAACUCUAUGAACAGAUGACAAAAGGAGACUUUCCAGACGAAGAAACGGAGGGCUUGUACCUGGUGGAUUUUGCUCAGAAGAUAAUUGACAAAAGAAGAGAGGGACGCGCAGAAAGUGAGGAUGAAGAAACGGGAAGAUUGUCCCCAAUCCCCCCUCCUCAGAACCCAGAUGAGGAAUGGGUGGACUUUGUGGAUGCAUUGGGAAGAUCUCGAAGGUGUAUGAAGAAAGACUUGCCAGAUUUUAAGAAAAUGGACCAAGACCUUCAUGGAAAUGGGAGAGUGACCACUGACAAGACCUUGCUGUCAGAGGACAUGCGGCGAGAGCUCCAGAGGCAGGAGUGGGAGCGAGAAGAGGAGGAAGCUCUGAAGAAGCCGGUUGGACCCAUCCACUAUGAGGACAUCAGGGCUCAAGAGGCUCGGGAGCUCGGUGUGGGCUACUUUGCCUUCUCUCAGGACGAGGAGCAUCGGAGAAAGCAGAGGCAGACGCUGGACAUGCUCCGGGAUCAGACAACAGACCAGCGCAGCAAGCGAGAACGCCUGAAAGAGAAGAAGAAGGCCGUCCUGAAGGCCAGACUGGCCAAAAUAAAGCAGAGGAAGAUGAAGGCAAAGGGCGUCGUGGAAGAGGAGGAACAUGUCGAGGCGGAGAGUGAAGAAGAGGAAGACGCGAUGGCGCCAUCGCCUCCACCAGAGGAUCCGCCAGAGGUCAGCAGACUGAAGAAGGUGGAGGUGGAGAUUCAGGAAAGGAGGGACACCAAACCUGGCGUCCCUCAUGUCCGAGAAUGGGACCGAGGCAAAGAAUCCAUGUUCAGUCAGUGGAAAAGUCGGCGUCAGGAAGAGCGAGAGUCCGAGUUUGCGCCUCCCACUGCAUACUUUACAGAUGAGAAGCGGCCGAGACCUGCAAAGAUACACAUCCCUGAGAAGAAGAUUCCCAAAAUGCCCUUCAAGGGGAUCCAAGUCCCAGAUGGGGCAGCCGAGAGCCAGGAAGACCCGCAGCCUGCCCCUCUUGAAGUUGCUCCUCCUGGUCCUCCACCUCCUCUGCACAACCCCCCUGUCCAGCCACAGCCCCCGCCCCCAUGUCGCCCUCCUGCUCCUUCUCCCCCCGUCAACCUCCAGUGUCCACCUCCUCCUUUUUAUCCCCUUUAUGCUCCUCCCCACUUUAUAAGUGCACCUUACUCAUUUCCUCCCUUUCCACCGCCUUACCACAACCAGUAUCCUCCACCGUGUCCGCCCCCGAUGCCGGGCCAGUUCCAACCUCAGCCACGCCCUCAACCCACAGACCCCAUCCAACCUCAGCCGCCCCCUCAACCCACAGACCCCAUCCAACCUCAGCCGCCGCCCCAACCCCCAAAGCCCGGCCAGGCUCAGCAGCCUCCUCAAGGCUCUUCCCAAAGCCUGGACGACAUGUUGUCCUUCUACAGGAACGCCACCUGAUGGUGUUUUUUUGUGUGUGUGGGGUGGGGUCUUUAAGAAGAAGGAAAGAAGGUAAUGUCUUCAAAUGAAAAUGACAUGCAUGAGCAUCAACAUGAUGAAGAAAGUUAGAUUUCCCACACCAUCAGAGGAGCUGUGGCUCAUCCCACCUCACUCAUUUAGUAUUUCAUAAACGGAAGCAAUCUGAUUUCAUGCAUGAUUCUCACUUGGCCACUUCAUUAGGUACAGAUGCAAAUACAAGGGCUUUGUCCGACUUGCCAUUAGGCAAACGGGGGCAUUUGCCUGAGGCGGGGGUAGGGGACCUGUGGCUCGGCAGCCAGAUGUGGCGCUUUUGAGGACUGCACCUGGCUCUCAGACAUUUCUUAACACAACAUUUAUUUAUUUACAUUUUUUUGAUGACAUUUUAAAGUAAAACAUUACAGAAAUCACAUGUUCAAAAUAUAAAACGUUCGUAUUUAUUUUAAUCCAUCCAUCCACUUUCUACCGCAUUUCGGGUGGCCGGAGCCAAUGGUGAAGUAUUUCCUUUAUGAGGGGGUGGCUUCAAUGUUUGUAAUGUUUUAACAAUCUUAUUAAAAACAAUAAACUCUGAGACUUUUUAAAGCCUAAAAUAUUGUACGGCUCUCAUGGAAAUACAUUUUAAAAUAUGUGGCUUUCAUAGCUCUUUUAGCCAAAAAGGUUCCCGACCCCCCUGGCCUAGGGUCCCGAGAUGUCUCAAAAAAUUAUUGAUAAAUGCAAGGUUAGUCGCACAACAGGUGUGCUUGAGCUUAAUCAUAAGGACUCGGGUAUGAUCAUUAUUUAAAAUUCUGUCUAUCAUACCAUACCUGAGUCAUAACGGCUUUACAUAUGGGGCCGUGGGGGAUAUGUAAACAAACAACCACGACUAGACUACUAAAUAAUUUGCGGUUCCUUGCAAAUAUAAAAAAAUAUGUUUUUUUGUUGUUUACCUGAAUUUCAAAUGACUCCCCCAAUUGGAGACAAUGUUUAUACAACCCCUGGCAAAAAUGAUGGAAUCACCAGUCUCGGAGGAUGUUCAUUCAGUUGUUUAAAUUUGUAGAAAAAAAGCAGAUCACAGACAUGACACAAAACUAAAGUCAUUUCAAAUGGCAACUUUCUGGCUUUAAGAAACACUAAAAGAAAUCAAGAAAAAAAGAUGUGGUAGUCAGUAACAGUUACUUUUUUAGACCAAUCAGAGGGAAAAAAUGACGGAAUCACUCAAUUCUGAGGAAAAAAUUAUGGAAUCACCCUGUAAAUUUCCAUUCCCAAAACUAACAUCUGCAUCAGAUUAGAUCUGCUGGUUAGUCUGCAGUUAAACAGGAGUGAUCACACCUUGGAGAGCUGUUGCACCAAGUAGACUGACAUGAAUCAUGGCUCCAACACAAGAGAUGUCAAUUGAAACAAAGGAGAGGAUUAUCAAACUUCUUAAAGAAGGUAAAUCAUCACGCAAUGUUGCAAAAGAUGUUGGUUGUUCACAGUCAGCUGUGUCUAAGAUCUGGACCAGUACAAACAACAUGGGAAGGUUGUUACAGGCAAGCAUACUGGUAGAUCAAGGAAGACAUCAAAGCGUCAAGACAGAAAACUUAAAGCAAUAUGUCUUGAAAACAGAAAAUGCACAGCAAAACAAAUGAGGAACAAAUGGGAGGAAACUGGAGUCAACGUCUGUGACCGAACUGUAAGAAACCGCCUAAAGGAAAUGGGAUUUACAUACAGGAAAGCUAAACGAAAGCCAUCAUUAACACCUAAACAGAAAAAAACAAGGUUACAAUGGGCUAAGGAAAAGCAAUCGUGGACUGCGGAUGACUGGAUGAAAGUCAUAUUCAGUGAUGAAUCGCGAAUCUGCAUUGGGCAAGGUGAUGAUGCUGGAACUUUUGUUUGGUGCCGUUCCAAUGAGAUUUAUGAAGACGACUGCCUGAAGAAAACAUGCACAUUUCCACUGUCAUUGAUGAUAUGGAGCUGCAUGUCAGGUAAAGGCACUGGGGAGAUGGCUGUCAUUACAUCUUCAAUAAAUGCACAAGUUUACGUUGACAUUUUGGACACUUUCUUAUCCCAUCAAUUGAAAGGGCGUUUGGGGAUGAUGAAAUCAUUUUUCAGGAUGAUAAUGCAUCUUGCCAUAGAGCAAAAACUGUGAAAACAUUCCUUGAAGAAAGACACAUAAGGUCAAUGUCAUGGCCUGCAAAUAGUCCGGAUCUCAAUCCAAUUGAAAAUCUGUGGUGGAAGUUGAAGAAAAUGGUCCAACCUGCAAAGCUGAUCUGGCAAAAGCAAUCAGAGAAGGUUGGAGCCAGAUUGAUGAAGAGUACUGUUUGUCACUCAUUAAGUCCAUGCGUCUGAGACUGCGAGCUGUUAUAAAAGCCAGAGGUGGUGCAACAAAGUACUAGUGGUGUGUUUGAAGUAUUCUUUUGUUGUUGUUUUUUUCAUGAUUCCAUAAUUUUUUCCUCAGAAUUGAGUGAUUCUGUAAUUUUUUCCCUCUGAU